GCCGACCCCCUUACGUCAAUCUGUCAUAAAGUAGAGAAAAUAUCGACAAACGCUCAAUCGGUGGCAAACGCUGACGAAAUCAAUUCGAACAGAAGUGUCCACCUAUCGAUUUUCAACAAAUUUUUUGCUCAAACCAACAUAUUAAUGGCGGCCAAGAAACCGUUGAGAAAGUUAAAUUUUGAUUCCCAAUCAAAGUUAUUCUUCUUUGAGACUAAUGAGGAAUGCCUAAAAAGAAGUUGCGAAAGGAGGAGAGAGGCAGUCGAAGCUCUAAAUCGAAGCGAAAAAGUUUAUUUGGAUAGGAGACAGAAACAGGUUGAUAGUGCGGAGAAAUUAUUAGAAAACAAAUUUAGUAAGGAAACUGGACAAUUAAAAGAAGCUAUGAGAGAAAGGGUCGCUUAUAAAAGGGUUAGGGAAAGAUUGAAGGAGGAGAACUCCGUCAUUACUAAACCAGAAAAAUAUUUAACAAGAUUUCAAUUAAGUGCUGAUAUUGAAGAAGAAUUAAAGCAAAUGACUCCAGUACAAGCUAGAAAGAGAAAAGCAGAAUAUCUUCUUAAGAAGAGAAUACAAAUGCCGGUUUUGGAUAGAACCGUUUCGGCAAAGAAGAUUUCUCAAUUCUGGAAGAAAUAAAGGGAAAAUGAGAGAAAAAUUAGAGUUUAUUAUUUCAAAUUUGUUUUUAUUACACAGGCUGUUCUUGAUAAACCAAAAUCAUUUAUGUCCUUGUCAAAAACAUCUUAAUACCUUUUUGUACAACUGUUUAGAUGUACAUUAUAUCUUUGGACAUUUGGACAAAAAAACUACAAUAUAUGUAUAUGUACCAAAGGCAGCAAUAGAUGAGCGUUGUAUUUAAUGUCAGCGAAUAUUAAUAUACUAAUAUAUAUGCAUAUAUAUAUGCUGUCUGUCUGAAAAUAUUGUCACCAUUUUCUAUUUAUUCUUAUUUCAUUCAACAAAGAAAGUGGAUAUAUACACUAAUUACAAAAUAAUCUUACGGCUGUAGUAUACACAUGAAAUGGCAGAUCCCUGAUUGGUAGUGAUUUUCAACAUAUACAAAUUUCGAAUGAGCGUUCAAAGAG
This is a messenger RNA of Dimorphilus gyrociliatus, 1070 nucleotides long. NCBI's taxonomy places the organism in Eukaryota, Metazoa, Annelida, Polychaeta, Dinophilidae. The record is from the annotation of a GenBank genome assembly.